Paramuricea clavata is the source of this 2089-nucleotide messenger RNA. The record is from the annotation of a GenBank genome assembly. Lineage: Eukaryota; Metazoa; Cnidaria; Anthozoa; Malacalcyonacea; Plexauridae.
AACAAACUCUUUCCCACUGUGCAUUUGUACUGGAAGAAAUACCAAGAGAAAAUGAUGGCCAAGCUGAAAGCAACAGAACAGUCUCUAGUCAUUGCUGGUGAUGGCAGGCAUGAUAGCAUGGGUCACAGUGCCAAAUACUGUGCCUACACUUUGUUCUAUUGCACAGUUCCCCUCAUCAUUGAUUUUUCCUUGGUUCAGGUAGGCAUAGACACCCACAUUUUAAGUACUUACUGUAGCUUUUCCAAGUGGAAAAUAAGUCAUUUUAUCAUUAUAUUAGUUACAGAAACACUUAGGUAACUGUAAAGUAAAUGGCAAAAGUGAAUGUUGCAGAGAUAAAAACAUGGCUGACUCUUUUAUUGACAAAUGUGAAACCUAAUACCCAAAUGAAGGAAAAAACCUCACAACACUGCCAGUAUCUGCCAAUGGCACAAUGUACCCUGGCCACUUUAUUCUUUUACUGCCAAUGAUUUUUCUUGACAUGGGGUCAGAGCCUUACUAAUUUACAAGUUAAAAAGCAUAUUAUCCUCCUUACUAAUCUAUAUCCUCAUUUAUUUUAUAUAAAAGAGAAAUAUAGCAGGUAACAGUCCGGCAAUGGAGCUGCUGGGGUUCAAAAACUGCAUGGACAGCCUUCUGGUUUGGGGAAUUCUUUUUGAGACAUUCAUCACUGAUCGUCACACUGGUAUUGCCAAACAUAUGCGGGAAAAUCUUGCCCAUAUAAAGCACUAUUUUGACCUGUGGCAUCUCAAGAAGAGCAAGUGUUUGUAAUGCCAUUGUCAUUCUGACUCCUUCAAGAAGCCUGACAGUUGAAUACCCCACCCUCUAGUAAACUAGUUGGAAGGAAAAUAGGAUUUGGGGAAACUGUGUUUAAAAUUAAUUUCAAGUUACACAAUGUUUUGUUUAGAAAUACACAAAGUUCUUACCAAAAUUAGUAAAGAAAAAGACUGUGAAGACCUAACAAUAUGGAUAAAGCCAUGUGAAAACCAUCUGAUGUGGAGUGCAACAUCUACCCCAUCUGGUGAUGGUGAAUUGAUUUGGGCUAAGUUUGAAUCUUUCUUGCCCCAUCUUGUCAACAAGCACUCAUAUCUUCCAAAUGGCAUCUUUAACAAGUGUGCUCAUGGAGAGGAAAUAUCAGACAGGAAAUGGCUUGAAGAAGGUAUGCAUUUAGUGUAAUCCAAUCCAAUGUACCUUGGCCUAACUUGUUUUACUCUGUCUAAUACCAUGCUGUUUUGAUGCUAACUUAGUAUUUUGGAAUUAGAAAAUAUUCAGUGAGUUACAUCAUACUUGUACUAAAUUUUGCAGAAACUACAGUUUAUGAGAAAGUAUGCAAAGUACUGAAGAAGACAUCAUUGGUCAAGGGCAUCAAAAAGGCAUCACCAGUUUCCCAAACAAGUUGUCUGGAGGGUUUUCAUUCUGUGGUUAACCAGUUUGCCCCCAAAAUGAUAGCCUACUCAUAUCAAGGACUGUACUGCAGGUAAAUGACCGUAAUUAUAACUGUUACAAUUUACCAAACAUUCCACUUCACUAAUACCAUUUGAAAGUGUAGCCUAGCCUACAAUGCUGACAAUUUUGAGAGCACAAGUGAUAUGUAGCACAGGACAAAACCAUACCCCCUGACCCCUCCUACUUAUAUUUCUGAGUCUCAACAGUUAAAAUUAUAGCAUUAUCUUAUUUUCCAGGCAUAUCAUCGCAGCUGUACAUUUUAACCACAACCUCCACCGCAAAAACCAAGAAAACAAAGAUGGCAGUGAGCAGGUUAAAGUGGUCUACCCAAAGUUCAAAAAUGGGGAAGCUACAGUGCGCAACGUUAAAGUGAAACCAAAUUAUGGUAUGCAAACAAUCCAAUUUAGAAACCACCAAGUGGCUCCUAAAUUUUAAAGUUUUUUUUCCCUAGACUAUAUUGAGGAAAUUUUCAACAUGUUUAUUGAUGCCAAACAAAACAAGAAGCUAGAAGCAGCAAGAUUGGAACUGCAGGCAAUGACACCAGCCCCAAUGAACACGAUGUUGGAAAAACAGCCAAGGGACAAGGCAACAGAAUUGUGGAAAAAGAGGAAAUCCAUGGUUGUACAAGAAGUGCCUAGGACUGUGCAAG